AUGGCGGAAGGAGAUGGGACGGAGAAGAAGUCGAGGUAUGAUUCCAAAAACCAAACCCCCAAGGACGCGACGACCUGAUCCAACGGCUAAUUCGUCUCCCCACAGAUUCUCGAGCGCUCCCCUCACAAUCAUCGUCGGCCCACCGGACGCGCAACAGACCUUCUACGUGCACGCGGCCUGGAUCCAGCAGAAAUCCGCCUUCUUCCACGCCGCCUUCGACCGCAAAUGGCAAGAAGCGCAGUCCCGCCAGCUCGAACUGCCCGAGGACAUCCCCGAGGUGGUCGCCGCCUACCUCGAAUGGAUCUACUUCGCAGCGCUCCCGUCCCACUCCAAUAUCGGCCUGACGCAGGCCGAGCUGCCGCGCCACUACCGCCUGCUGGCGCAGCUGUACGUCUUCGCCGAGAAGAUCCAGGACGACGCGUGCUGCAACCGCGUGCUGGCGUCGUUCGCGCAGCGCUGCGAGGAGCCCGUCUUGGCGGGUACCCCCGUGCUCUUCACGUACGAGACGCUGCGCAUCAUCUACGCGGGCACGCCGCCUGCGUCGCCGAUCCGGCGCUUCUUCGUCGAUGUGGCGUCUGAAUCCGGACAUGCUACGUUCAGUCGCGACGCGGACGCGUAUCCGCGUGAGUUCCUCGUCGAGCUGACGUAUAGUCUGCUGGUGAGGUGCCCGCAGCCGAAAGUCGGGAACUACUUUUUGGAACGCGAGAAGUGGUACAAGAAGCGUGGCGAUGGGGAUCAGGCGAAGUAG
Molecule: messenger RNA, 748 nt
Organism: Lecanosticta acicola
Lineage: Eukaryota; Fungi; Ascomycota; Dothideomycetes; Mycosphaerellales; Mycosphaerellaceae
Source: the annotation of a GenBank genome assembly